ACAUAAAGAACACGAGACAAGAGGAGGGAUCAGUGACAGUGCAGCAGCAGCCUCCUCCUUCCUCUGUGAGAAGAGAGAAAAUGGAGAAAGCUCUUACAAAGGUUGGGAGUCUGAAAGUUGGGAAUUACUGGAUCGCCAAGAAAGCCAAAGAAGAGAUCUCCAACAUUGGUGAAGACAUCUCUACCUUCUCGAAUACAGUUGAGGAGAAAGCAAAAUGGUUAUUCAACAAGCUAAAAGGGAAACCACCGAAAGCCUUGCCAGAUCUUCUCAAAGAACACAACCUACCACCAGGCCUCUUCCCUAAGAACAUAACAUGUUAUGAAUUCGAUGAAAUAAAGGGAAAACUGGUUGUUCAUUUAUCCUCCGCUUGUGAAGUACUCUUCAAGGAUUCAUCUCUGAUGAGGUAUGCUACUCGUGUCAAGGCAACACUGUCCAGGGGAAAACUUACAGGGAUUGAAGGAAUGAAAACGAAAGUCCUGGUAUGGGUUAAGGUCACAAGUGUGACUGUUGAAAGUUACAAGUCUGACAAGGUAAUGAUCAUGGCCGGGGUAAAGAAACAAAAAGCUAGAGAUAUAUAUGAAAUGCCUCGUGAUUCUGUCAAGGUUGAAGAGUUUUGAGGAAUUUAUUCAGUCAGAUAAGCUGUUGUUGUCAUGCAUCGUGCAGUCAGGACUUAAUCCGUAUACAGGAGAGUUAGAUGUCUUAUCUUACAUACUUGAGAGAAGGGAGAAGAAAUACUAGUUCAAUGAUGAAAGUUCCUAAACAGUUAGGUUCGAAGUAGACUAAGAUUGUAUUUUUAAUAUGACCAAAAGACUCAAUGUUCCACUUACUAAGAUCCUUUUUAAGAUUUUUCAGUGCAAUAAAACUUGGUGAACCAUUAACUCUA
Papaver somniferum (opium poppy) is the source of this 883-nucleotide messenger RNA. RefSeq lists its product as uncharacterized. The record is from RefSeq and is a predicted model, not a curated record. The coding region runs from base 81 to 617 and encodes 178 amino acids. NCBI's taxonomy places the organism in Eukaryota, Viridiplantae, Streptophyta, Magnoliopsida, Ranunculales, Papaveraceae. The transcript has 3 exons.